Molecule: messenger RNA, 26815 nt
Organism: Cygnus olor (mute swan)
Lineage: Eukaryota; Metazoa; Chordata; Aves; Anseriformes; Anatidae
Product: protein AHNAK2-like
Biological process (GO): regulation of RNA splicing
Cellular component (GO): costamere; cytoplasm; nucleus
Molecular function (GO): protein binding
Source: RefSeq, a predicted model, not a curated record
GACCGGGGCCCAUGAAUGACCCGAAGCACCUCAUUCAUCACAGCGGGGACGGCUGUCGGCGGUGAGACAGGGACGGAGAGCUGCCCGCAGCACCCAGGUUCUGGACGACAGCUGAGACCGGCAGAGCCUCCGGGAGAUGCUGACGCUGAUGCAGAAGAUGAAGAUUCUGUUAAUGAAGUGGCAGUAGAAGACAUCCGUCCAAGGCCACAGGGUUCCUCUCCAGUUUAUGAAUAUUCCAUAGAAGAAGAAUAUUUAAAGCUUCAAGAAGAAAACAAAAAAUAUUCUACAGACAAAUCAAAACAGAGUCAUCCACAGGAGACAAUGGAAGUGACCUUGAGAACAGAAGUGGAAGCUGGUGUUAGUGGUUUUAGCGUGACAGGUGGAGGAGAUGAAGGAAUAUUUAUUAAAAAAGUACUUAAGGAGUCUCCUGCUUCAAAAGUAUUUAGUCUGAGAGAAGGUGAUCAGCUUCUAAGUGCUACAAUAUUUUUUGAUAACAUCAAAUAUGAAGAUGCACUUAAAAUUCUUCAAUAUUCUGAGCCAUACAGAGUCCAAUUCAGCCUCAAAAGAAAAAUUGCUGGGAAAGAAGAGCUGGAACAUAUUCACUCUACAGCCCAGUACAAAAAGGAAAGAUUAAGUCAGGAAAAAGAACUCAGUGAAAGCAUUCCUGAAGAAACGCUGCGUAUUUCAGGAAAAACUAUUUCAGAAGAAGACAGGGAAAUAUUAAUUGUAAACCAAAGGGUAGGAAGAAGCAAGAGACCUAAAAAAGAUAGAUUGUCAUGGCCAAAAUUCCAGUCAAUUAAAAAUAAAAAGAUAUUGGGACACAGAAGAUCUCAUAGUACAUCUGAUGCAUAUGAGCCUGCUAUACAGGAUAUUUCCCCUACAAGCACAGACACAGAGUCUCAAUUUCAACAAGAUGUUCAUAUUAAAGAAAAAAAAGGAAGCCAAAAGAAACUGAAGUUCCCUAGUAUUGGAUUCAAAAUGCACAGAUCCAAAGCAGAAUCUCAAGACAAGCAAAAAAAAGAAAUAAAAGCUACACUGCUAUCUGAAAGACAAAAGAUACAUAAAGAAGAUAUCAGCAUGGAAAGUCCUGAAAUACUGACUGUUGAAUAUACCACAUCUCCUGCUUAUGAAAUGAAAACAGAAGAGUUACAUGAAACUUUAACAAAAGACUUAAAAGAUAUGAAAAAUGGUAUUCCCACUCAUGAAAAAAAAUGCCCUGAAGUUGAAAUAAGCAUUAAAACAGAAAAGGAAAAGAAAUCAGCAUUGAAGUUUACUGUACCUGAAGGACCAGCUAUAACAACACAGGUACUGAAGCCCAGUUCAGAAGCAGCAGAUCUGAAAGAAAGCCCAACUAAACAACUACCACAAGCCUCAUCAAAAUCACGGAAAAAGAAACAGAAAGGAACAGCUGGUAAAACAGAAGGAGAAAGUGGAAUUAACAUAGACAUAAUGGAUCAUGCAGCAAAAGGAUCCAUACAGGUAAGAGGUCUAGAAAUAGGCACUGCUAAAGCAGAAUUACACACACCUGACAUACUGGAAACAGAAGAAAAGCAAAUGGAAGAUGACACACAAAUACUAAAAAUUCAGAAAACAAAAUCUGAGAUUUCAAUGCCCAGAAGAAAAGAGCCAGAGACUGAGAACACUUUAACCAAACCAGAAAGUGAUGUUCCAUGUUCUGUACCAGAAACAACAGCUGAUGAAAUUACAGAGGUAGGCAGGAAGUUAGAAGUGAAAACUCACAUACCUGAUGCAGAAUCAGAAGAAUCUACUUUGAAAAUGCAAAUACCAUCAUUCAAGAUUGCCAAAAUACCUAAAGCUGACAUUAAAAUAUCAAGAGAAGACAGCACAAUUGAAUCAGAUGAUAUUGUUAAAAAGGCACAGACAGAGGAUGAUAUGCCCACGAGUGAUAAAGACUUGAAGAUGGACAUUGGCAUGAAGACAGGUGAAAAGGAUACAGAAGGAAAAGAAAGCAAAUUCAGACUACCAAAGUUUAAACUGCCUACAUUUACCUGGGCAACUGCAAAGGAUGAGACAGGGGAAACUUACAAUCAGUUAAGGGACAAAGAAGCAAAGGUGCCAUCCCUAAAAGAAGGUGCAAAAAUGGAAAUGAGCAUAUCAGGAGAAGAUAUGAAUGUUCCAAGUGCUGAAAUGGAAAUAGGAAUAUCCAAAGAAAAAAUAAGUGAAAAAAAUAUCGAACAGACAGGAGAUGAAUUAUCAACAUUAAAAAAGCAACAUACAAAAAAGUCAUCGCCAGACAUGCAUUUGGAAAAAAUAACUGGACAAAUACUGCCUACAAAACCAGAUACUGAAGUAAAAAUGGUUGAACCCAGUACACAAUCCAAGAAAACAGAAGAAUCUAUCUCUCAAAUAGGAAAAACAAAAGAUGAAAGAGAAAUAAAAAUGAAAGAAAAAAAGAUAAAAUUAACAAAAAAAGGAUUAUUUAAACAAGACACCGAGAUUCCGAAAGAACAUAUAGAAAUAACAAAAUACAAAACUGAUGUAAAACAUUCAGAAAAGGAAAUUUCAGAAGCAAAAAAAGGAAAAACCACUGUUACAAUGACAGCACAGGAAGUUAUGGAGAAAAAAGCCUCCCUCAAAGCUGACAUCAAAGCUCCCAAGGUGGACAUCAGCCUGCCCUCCGUCGACGUCACCCUUCCGAAGGCCAGCAUCGAGCUGCAGGCACCCGAGGCGGCGCUCGCCCUCGAAGGGGAAGCAAAAGCCCCAGAGAAGGAGGCCACGAAGGCCAAGGACGGAAAGUUCAAAAUGCCCAAGUUCGGCAUGCCUUCCUUUGGCUGGUCCAGCAGCAGAGAGGCCAAGGGCACCGUGGCCGCCGAUGUGGACGUGAGCCUCAAGGAGCCCCAAGUGACGGCGCCCUCGGGAACCGCCGACGUUGAGGUGACCCUGCCCGGGGCCGAGAUCCAAGCUCCCGGCGUUGAGGUGACCAUUGAGACAGCCGCUGGCGGAGACGGGGAGAAAGGCUGGUUCAAAAUGCCCGACGUCAAGAUGCCCAGUAUCAAGGCUCCCAAAGUCGAGGCGGACGUCAGCCUGCCCAAAGUCGAGGCCAGCCUGCCAGAGGCAGAGGUCAAGGCUGGCGCCGUCGACAUCAGCAUCUCGGCGCCCGACAUCAAGCUGCCCUCCGUCGAAGGCUCCCUUGACCUCCAGGCACCCGAGGUAGACGUGAAAGUGCCCUCCGCCGAAGGCUCGCUCGACGGAGCCGAGCUGGAAGCCACGGGCCUCAAAGGGAAGUUUAACAUGCCCAAGUUCGACAAGCCCAAAUUCGGAGUGUCGGCGCCCAAGGCGGAAGGGCCCGAAGGCGAGGUCAGCCUGCCCACCGCUGAGGUCGACCUGCCCUCUGGCACCGUGACGGUGGCAGGGGAAGGCCCUGCACUGGGCCUCAAAGCUGACGUUGCCGGUGCCAAGACCGAAGGGGCUGGCUGGAAGCUGGAAAAGCCCUCCCUCAAAAUGCCCAAAGCUGACAUCAAAGCUCCCAAGGUGGACAUCAGCCUGCCCUCCGUCGACGUCACCCUUCCGAAGGCCAGCGUCGAGCUGCAGGCGCCCGAGGCGGCGCUCGCCCUCGAAGGGGAAGCAAAAGCCCCAGAGAAGGAGGCCACGAAGGCCAAGGACGGCAAGUUCAAAAUGCCCAAGUUCGGCAUGCCUUCCUUUGGCUGGUCCAGCAGCAGAGAGGCCAAGGGCACCGUGGCCGCCGAUGUGGACGUGAGCCUCAAGGAGCCCCAAGUGACGGCGCCCUCGGGAACCACCGACGUUGAGGUGACCCUGCCCGGGGCCGAGAUCCAAGCUCCCGGCGUUGAGGUGACCAUUGAGACAGCCGCUGGCGGAGACGGGGAGAAAGGACGGUUCAAAAUGCCCGACGUCAAGAUGCCCAGCGUCAAGCUGCCCAAAGUCAAAGCGCCCCACGUGCAGGUCAGCCUGCCAAAGGGCGAGAUCUCCGUGCCCAAAGCCCAGGCCGAAAUCCCGGAGGGCGAGCUCACCCUGCACGGCCCCGACGCCGAAGGCAGCCUGGACGUGGCUGCCGGCAAAGUGGAGGGCAGCGGCAUGAAAAUACACAUGCCAAAAGUCAAGGUGCCCAGCGUGGCCUUCUCCAAGCCGACCGUCAAGGCUCCCAAAGUCGAGGCGGACGUCAGCCUGCCCAAAGUCGAGGCCAGCCUGCCAGAGGCAGAGGUCAAGGCUGGCGCCGUCGACAUCAGCAUCUCGGCGCCCGACAUCAAGCUGCCCUCCGUCGAAGGCUCCCUUGACCUCCAGGCACCCGAGGUAGACGUGAAAGUGCCCUCCGCCGAAGGCUCGCUCGACGGAGCCGAGCUGGAAGCCACGGGCCUCAAAGGGAAGUUUAAGAUGCCCAAGUUCGACAAGCCCAAAUUCGGAGUGUCGGCGCCCAAGGCGGAAGGGCCCGAAGGCGAGGUCAGCCUGCCCACCGCUGAGGUCGACCUGCCCUCUGGCACCGUGACGGUGGCAGGGGAAGGCCCUGCACUGGGCCUCAAAGCUGACGUUGCCGGUGCCAAGACCGAAGGGGCUGGCUGGAAGCUGGAAAAGCCCUCCCUCAAAAUGCCCAAAGCUGACAUCAAAGCUCCCAAGGUGGACAUCAGCCUGCCCUCCGUCGACGUCACCCUUCCGAAGGCCAGCGUCGAGCUGCAGGCGCCCGAGGCGGCGCUCGCCCUCGAAGGGGAAGCAAAAGCCCCAGAGAAGGAGGCCACGAAGGCCAAGGACGGCAAGUUCAAAAUGCCCAAGUUCGGCAUGCCUUCCUUUGGCUGGUCCAGCAGCAGAGAGGCCAAGGGCACCGUGGCCGCCGAUGUGGACGUGAGCCUCAAGGAGCCCCAAGUGACGGCGCCCUCGGGAACCGCCGACGUUGAGGUGACCCUGCCCGGGGCCGAGAUCCAAGCUCCCGGCGUUGAGGUGACCAUUGAGACAGCCGCUGGCGGAGACGGGGAGAAAGGACGGUUCAAAAUGCCCGACGUCAAGAUGCCCAGCGUCAAGCUGCCCAAAGUCAAAGCGCCCCACGUGCAGGUCAGCCUGCCAAAGGGCGAGAUCUCCGUGCCCAAAGCCCAGGCCGAAAUCCCGGAGGGCGAGCUCACCCUGCACGGCCCCGACGCCGAAGGCAGCCUGGACGUGGCUGCCGGCAAAGUGGAGGGCAGCGGCAUGAAAAUACACAUGCCAAAAGUCAAGGUGCCCAGCGUGGCCUUCUCCAAGCCGACCGUCAAGGCUCCCAAAGUCGAGGCGGACGUCAGCCUGCCCAAAGUCGAGGCCAGCCUGCCAGAGGCAGAGGUCAAGGCUGGCGCCGUCGACAUCAGCAUCUCGGCGCCCGACAUCAAGCUGCCCUCCGUCGAAGGCUCCCUUGACCUCCAGGCACCCGAGGUAGACGUGAAAGUGCCCUCCGCCGAAGGCUCGCUCGACGGAGCCGAGCUGGAAGCCACGGGCCUCAAAGGGAAGUUUAAGAUGCCCAAGUUCGACAAGCCCAAAUUCGGAGUGUCGGCGCCCAAGGCGGAAGGGCCCGAAGGCGAGGUCAGCCUGCCCACCGCUGAGGUCGACCUGCCCUCUGGCACCGUGACGGUGGCAGGGGAAGGCCCUGCACUGGGCCUCAAAGCUGACGUUGCCGGUGCCAAGACCGAAGGGGCUGGCUGGAAGCUGGAAAAGCCCUCCCUCAAAAUGCCCAAAGCUGACAUCAAAGCUCCCAAGGUGGACAUCAGCCUGCCCUCCGUCGACGUCACCCUUCCGAAGGCCAGCGUCGAGCUGCAGGCGCCCGAGGCGGCGCUCGCCCUCGAAGGGGAAGCAAAAGCCCCAGAGAAGGAGGCCACGAAGGCCAAGGACGGCAAGUUCAAAAUGCCCAAGUUCGGCAUGCCUUCCUUUGGCUGGUCCAGCAGCAGAGAGGCCAAGGGCACCGUGGCCGCCGAUGUGGACGUGAGCCUCAAGGAGCCCCAAGUGACGGCGCCCUCGGGAACCGCCGACGUUGAGGUGACCCUGCCCGGGGCCGAGAUCCAAGCUCCCGGCGUUGAGGUGACCAUUGAGACAGCCGCUGGCGGAGACGGGGAGAAAGGACGGUUCAAAAUGCCCGACGUCAAGAUGCCCAGCGUCAAGCUGCCCAAAGUCAAAGCGCCCCACGUGCAGGUCAGCCUGCCAAAGGGCGAGAUCUCCGUGCCCAAAGCCCAGGCCGAAAUCCCGGAGGGCGAGCUCACCCUGCACGGCCCCGACGCCGAAGGCAGCCUGGACGUGGCUGCCGGCAAAGUGGAGGGCAGCGGCAUGAAAAUACACAUGCCAAAAGUCAAGGUGCCCAGCGUGGCCUUCUCCAAGCCGACCGUCAAGGCUCCCAAAGUCGAGGCGGACGUCAGCCUGCCCAAAGUCGAGGCCAGCCUGCCAGAGGCAGAGGUCAAGGCUGGCGCCGUCGACAUCAGCAUCUCGGCGCCCGACAUCAAGCUGCCCUCCGUCGAAGGCUCCCUUGACCUCCAGGCACCCGAGGUAGACGUGAAAGUGCCCUCCGCCGAAGGCUCGCUCGACGGAGCCGAGCUGGAAGCCACGGGCCUCAAAGGGAAGUUUAAGAUGCCCAAGUUCGACAAGCCCAAAUUCGGAGUGUCGGCGCCCAAGGCGGAAGGGCCCGAAGGCGAGGUCAGCCUGCCCACCGCUGAGGUCGACCUGCCCUCUGGCACCGUGACGGUGGCAGGGGAAGGCCCUGCACUGGGCCUCAAAGCUGACGUUGCCGGUGCCAAGACCGAAGGGGCUGGCUGGAAGCUGGAAAAGCCCUCCCUCAAAAUGCCCAAAGCUGACAUCAAAGCUCCCAAGGUGGACAUCAGCCUGCCCUCCGUCGACGUCACCCUUCCGAAGGCCAGCGUCGAGCUGCAGGCGCCCGAGGCGGCGCUCGCCCUCGAAGGGGAAGCAAAAGCCCCAGAGAAGGAGGCCACGAAGGCCAAGGACGGCAAGUUCAAAAUGCCCAAGUUCGGCAUGCCUUCCUUUGGCUGGUCCAGCAGCAGAGAGGCCAAGGGCACCGUGGCCGCCGAUGUGGACGUGAGCCUCAAGGAGCCCCAAGUGACGGCGCCCUCGGGAACCGCCGACGUUGAGGUGACCCUGCCCGGGGCCGAGAUCCAAGCUCCCGGCGUUGAGGUGACCAUUGAGACAGCCGCUGGCGGAGACGGGGAGAAAGGACGGUUCAAAAUGCCCGACGUCAAGAUGCCCAGCGUCAAGCUGCCCAAAGUCAAAGCGCCCCACGUGCAGGUCAGCCUGCCAAAGGGCGAGAUCUCCGUGCCCAAAGCCCAGGCCGAAAUCCCGGAGGGCGAGCUCACCCUGCACGGCCCCGACGCCGAAGGCAGCCUGGACGUGGCUGCCGGCAAAGUGGAGGGCAGCGGCAUGAAAAUACACAUGCCAAAAGUCAAGGUGCCCAGCGUGGCCUUCUCCAAGCCGACCGUCAAGGCUCCCAAAGUCGAGGCGGACGUCAGCCUGCCCAAAGUCGAGGCCAGCCUGCCAGAGGCAGAGGUCAAGGCUGGCGCCGUCGACAUCAGCAUCUCGGCGCCCGACAUCAAGCUGCCCUCCGUCGAAGGCUCCCUUGACCUCCAGGCACCCGAGGUAGACGUGAAAGUGCCCUCCGCCGAAGGCUCGCUCGACGGAGCCGAGCUGGAAGCCACGGGCCUCAAAGGGAAGUUUAAGAUGCCCAAGUUCGACAAGCCCAAAUUCGGAGUGUCGGCGCCCAAGGCGGAAGGGCCCGAAGGCGAGGUCAGCCUGCCCACCGCUGAGGUCGACCUGCCCUCUGGCACCGUGACGGUGGCAGGGGAAGGCCCUGCACUGGGCCUCAAAGCUGACGUUGCCGGUGCCAAGACCGAAGGGGCUGGCUGGAAGCUGGAAAAGCCCUCCCUCAAAAUGCCCAAAGCUGACAUCAAAGCUCCCAAGGUGGACAUCAGCCUGCCCUCCGUCGACGUCACCCUUCCGAAGGCCAGCGUCGAGCUGCAGGCGCCCGAGGCGGCGCUCGCCCUCGAAGGGGAAGCAAAAGCCCCAGAGAAGGAGGCCACGAAGGCCAAGGACGGCAAGUUCAAAAUGCCCAAGUUCGGCAUGCCUUCCUUUGGCUGGUCCAGCAGCAGAGAGGCCAAGGGCACCGUGGCCGCCGAUGUGGACGUGAGCCUCAAGGAGCCCCAAGUGACGGCGCCCUCGGGAACCGCCGACGUUGAGGUGACCCUGCCCGGGGCCGAGAUCCAAGCUCCCGGCGUUGAGGUGACCAUUGAGACAGCCGCUGGCGGAGACGGGGAGAAAGGACGGUUCAAAAUGCCCGACGUCAAGAUGCCCAGCGUCAAGCUGCCCAAAGUCAAAGCGCCCCACGUGCAGGUCAGCCUGCCAAAGGGCGAGAUCUCCGUGCCCAAAGCCCAGGCCGAAAUCCCGGAGGGCGAGCUCACCCUGCACGGCCCCGACGCCGAAGGCAGCCUGGACGUGGCUGCCGGCAAAGUGGAGGGCAGCGGCAUGAAAAUACACAUGCCAAAAGUCAAGGUGCCCAGCGUGGCCUUCUCCAAGCCGACCGUCAAGGCUCCCAAAGUCGAGGCGGACGUCAGCCUGCCCAAAGUCGAGGCCAGCCUGCCAGAGGCAGAGGUCAAGGCUGGCGCCGUCGACAUCAGCAUCUCGGCGCCCGACAUCAAGCUGCCCUCCGUCGAAGGCUCCCUUGACCUCCAGGCACCCGAGGUAGACGUGAAAGUGCCCUCCGCCGAAGGCUCGCUCGACGGAGCCGAGCUGGAAGCCACGGGCCUCAAAGGGAAGUUUAAGAUGCCCAAGUUCGACAAGCCCAAAUUCGGAGUGUCGGCGCCCAAGGCGGAAGGGCCCGAAGGCGAGGUCAGCCUGCCCACCGCUGAGGUCGACCUGCCCUCUGGCACCGUGACGGUGGCAGGGGAAGGCCCUGCACUGGGCCUCAAAGCUGACGUUGCCGGUGCCAAGACCGAAGGGGCUGGCUGGAAGCUGGAAAAGCCCUCCCUCAAAAUGCCCAAAGCUGACAUCAAAGCUCCCAAGGUGGACAUCAGCCUGCCCUCCGUCGACGUCACCCUUCCGAAGGCCAGCGUCGAGCUGCAGGCGCCCGAGGCGGCGCUCGCCCUCGAAGGGGAAGCAAAAGCCCCAGAGAAGGAGGCCACGAAGGCCAAGGACGGCAAGUUCAAAAUGCCCAAGUUCGGCAUGCCUUCCUUUGGCUGGUCCAGCAGCAGAGAGGCCAAGGGCACCGUGGCCGCCGAUGUGGACGUGAGCCUCAAGGAGCCCCAAGUGACGGCGCCCUCGGGAACCGCCGACGUUGAGGUGACCCUGCCCGGGGCCGAGAUCCAAGCUCCCGGCGUUGAGGUGACCAUUGAGACAGCCGCUGGCGGAGACGGGGAGAAAGGACGGUUCAAAAUGCCCGACGUCAAGAUGCCCAGCGUCAAGCUGCCCAAAGUCAAAGCGCCCCACGUGCAGGUCAGCCUGCCAAAGGGCGAGAUCUCCGUGCCCAAAGCCCAGGCCGAAAUCCCGGAGGGCGAGCUCACCCUGCACGGCCCCGAUGCCGAAGGCAGCCUGGACGUGGCUGCCGGCAAAGUGGAGGGCAGCGGCAUGAAAAUACACAUGCCAAAAGUCAAGGUGCCCAGCGUGGCCUUCUCCAAGCCGACCGUCAAGGCUCCCAAAGUCGAGGCGGACGUCAGCCUGCCCAAAGUCGAGGCCAGCCUGCCAGAGGCAGAGGUCAAGGCUGGCGCCGUCGACAUCAGCAUCUCGGCGCCCGACAUCAAGCUGCCCUCCGUCGAAGGCUCCCUUGACCUCCAGGCACCCGAGGUAGACGUGAAAGUGCCCUCCGCCGAAGGCUCGCUCGACGGAGCCGAGCUGGAAGCCACGGGCCUCAAAGGGAAGUUUAAGAUGCCCAAGUUCGACAAGCCCAAAUUCGGAGUGUCGGCGCCCAAGGCGGAAGGGCCCGAAGGCGAGGUCAGCCUGCCCACCGCUGAGGUCGACCUGCCCUCUGGCACCGUGACGGUGGCAGGGGAAGGCCCUGCACUGGGCCUCAAAGCUGACGUUGCCGGUGCCAAGACCGAAGGGGCUGGCUGGAAGCUGGAAAAGCCCUCCCUCAAAAUGCCCAAAGCUGACAUCAAAGCUCCCAAGGUGGACAUCAGCCUGCCCUCCGUCGACGUCACCCUUCCGAAGGCCAGCGUCGAGCUGCAGGCGCCCGAGGCGGCGCUCGCCCUCGAAGGGGAAGCAAAAGCCCCAGAGAAGGAGGCCACGAAGGCCAAGGACGGCAAGUUCAAAAUGCCCAAGUUCGGCAUGCCUUCCUUUGGCUGGUCCAGCAGCAGAGAGGCCAAGGGCACCGUGGCCGCCGAUGUGGACGUGAGCCUCAAGGAGCCCCAAGUGACGGCGCCCUCGGGAACCGCCGACGUUGAGGUGACCCUGCCCGGGGCCGAGAUCCAAGCUCCCGGCGUUGAGGUGACCAUUGAGACAGCCGCUGGUGGAGACGGGGAGAAAGGACGGUUCAAAAUGCCCGACGUCAAGAUGCCCAGCGUCAAGCUGCCCAAAGUCAAAGCGCCCCACGUGCAGGUCAGCCUGCCAAAGGGCGAGAUCUCCGUGCCCAAAGCCCAGGCCGAAAUCCCGGAGGGCGAGCUCACCCUGCACGGCCCCGACGCCGAAGGCAGCCUGGACGUGGCUGCCGGCAAAGUGGAGGGCAGCGGCAUGAAAAUACACAUGCCAAAAGUCAAGGUGCCCAGCGUGGCCUUCUCCAAGCCGACCGUCAAGGCUCCCAAAGUCGAGGCGGACGUCAGCCUGCCCAAAGUCGAGGCCAGCCUGCCAGAGGCAGAGGUCAAGGCUGGCGCCGUCGACAUCAGCAUCUCGGCGCCCGACAUCAAGCUGCCCUCCGUCGAAGGCUCCCUUGACCUCCAGGCACCCGAGGUAGACGUGAAAGUGCCCUCCGCCGAAGGCUCGCUCGACGGAGCCGAGCUGGAAGCCACGGGCCUCAAAGGGAAGUUUAAGAUGCCCAAGUUCGACAAGCCCAAAUUCGGAGUGCCGGCGCCCAAGGCGGAAGGGCCCGAAGGCGAGGUCAGCCUGCCCACCGCUGAGGUCGACCUGCCCUCUGGCACCGUGACGGUGGCAGGGGAAGGCCCUGCACUGGGCCUCAAAGCUGACGUUGCCGGUGCCAAGACCGAAGGGGCUGGCUGGAAGCUGGAAAAGCCCUCCCUCAAAAUGCCCAAAGCUGACAUCAAAGCUCCCAAGGUGGACAUCAGCCUGCCCUCCGUCGACGUCACCCUUCCGAAGGCCAGCGUCGAGCUGCAGGCGCCCGAGGCGGCGCUCGCCCUCGAAGGGGAAGCAAAAGCCCCAGAGAAGGAGGCCACGAAGGCCAAGGACGGCAAGUUCAAAAUGCCCAAGUUCGGCAUGCCUUCCUUUGGCUGGUCCAGCAGCAGAGAGGCCAAGGGCACCGUGGCCGCCGAUGUGGACGUGAGCCUCAAGGAGCCCCAAGUGACGGCGCCCUCGGGAACCGCCGACGUUGAGGUGACCCUGCCCGGGGCCGAGAUCCAAGCUCCCGGCGUUGAGGUGACCAUUGAGACAGCCGCUGGCGGAGACGGGGAGAAAGGACGGUUCAAAAUGCCCGACGUCAAGAUGCCCAGCGUCAAGCUGCCCAAAGUCAAAGCGCCCCACGUGCAGGUCAGCCUGCCAAAGGGCGAGAUCUCCGUGCCCAAAGCCCAGGCCGAAAUCCCGGAGGGCGAGCUCACCCUGCACAGCCCCGAUGCCGAAGGCAGCCUGGACGUGGCUGCCGGCAAAGUGGAGGGCAGCGGCAUGAAAAUACACAUGCCAAAAGUCAAGGUGCCCAGCGUGGCCUUCUCCAAGCCGACCGUCAAGGCUCCCAAAGUCGAGGCGGACGUCAGCCUGCCCAAAGUCGAGGCCAGCCUGCCAGAGGCAGAGGUCAAGGCUGGCGCCGUCGACAUCAGCAUCUCGGCGCCCGACAUCAAGCUGCCCUCCGUCGAAGGCUCCCUUGACCUCCAGGCACCCGAGGUAGACGUGAAAGUGCCCUCCGCCGAAGGCUCGCUCGACGGAGCCGAGCUGGAAGCCACGGGCCUCAAAGGGAAGUUUAAGAUGCCCAAGUUCGACAAGCCCAAAUUCGGAGUGUCGGCGCCCAAGGCGGAAGGGCCCGAAGGCGAGGUCAGCCUGCCCACCGCUGAGGUCGACCUGCCCUCUGGCACCGUGACGGUGGCAGGGGAAGGCCCUGCACUGGGCCUCAAAGCUGACGUUGCUGGUGCCAAGACCGAAGGGGCUGGCUGGAAGCUGGAAAAGCCCUCCCUCAAAAUGCCCAAAGCUGACAUCAAAGCUCCCAAGGUGGACAUCAGCCUGCCCUCCGUCGACGUCACCCUUCCGAAGGCCAGCGUCGAGCUGCAGGCGCCCGAGGCGGCGCUCGCCCUCGAAGGGGAAGCAAAAGCCCCAGAGAAGGAGGCCACGAAGGCCAAGGACGGCAAGUUCAAAAUGCCCAAGUUCGGCAUGCCUUCCUUUGGCUGGUCCAGCAGCAGAGAGGCCAAGGGCACCGUGGCCGCCGAUGUGGACGUGAGCCUCAAGGAGCCCCAAGUGACGGCGCCCUCGGGAACCGCCGACGUUGAGGUGACCCUGCCCGGGGCCGAGAUCCAAGCUCCCGGCGUUGAGGUGACCAUUGAGACAGCCGCUGGCGGAGACGGGGAGAAAGGACGGUUCAAAAUGCCCGACGUCAAGAUGCCCAGCGUCAAGCUGCCCAAAGUCAAAGCGCCCCACGUGCAGGUCAGCCUGCCAAAGGGCGAGAUCUCCGUGCCCAAAGCCCAGGCCGAAAUCCCGGAGGGCGAGCUCACCCUGCACGGCCCCGACGCCGAAGGCAGCCUGGACGUGGCUGCCGGCAAAGUGGAGGGCAGCGGCAUGAAAAUACACAUGCCAAAAGUCAAGGUGCCCAGCGUGGCCUUCUCCAAGCCGACCGUCAAGGCUCCCAAAGUCGAGGCGGACGUCAGCCUGCCCAAAGUCGAGGCCAGCCUGCCAGAGGCAGAGGUCAAGGCUGGCGCCGUCGACAUCAGCAUCUCGGCGCCCGACAUCAAGCUGCCCUCCGUCGAAGGCUCCCUUGACCUCCAGGCACCCGAGGUAGACGUGAAAGUGCCCUCCGCCGAAGGCUCGCUCGACGGAGCCGAGCUGGAAGCCACGGGCCUCAAAGGGAAGUUUAAGAUGCCCAAGUUCGACAAGCCCAAAUUCGGAGUGUCGGCGCCCAAGGCGGAAGGGCCCGAAGGCGAGGUCAGCCUGCCCACCGCUGAGGUCGACCUGCCCUCUGGCACCGUGACGGUGGCAGGGGAAGGCCCUGCACUGGGCCUCAAAGCUGACGUUGCCGGUGCCAAGACCGAAGGGGCUGGCUGGAAGCUGGAAAAGCCCUCCCUCAAAAUGCCCAAAGCUGACAUCAAAGCUCCCAAGGUGGACAUCAGCCUGCCCUCCGUCGACGUCACCCUUCCGAAGGCCAGCGUCGAGCUGCAGGCGCCCGAGGCGGCGCUCGCCCUCGAAGGGGAAGCAAAAGCCCCAGAGAAGGAGGCCACGAAGGCCAAGGACGGCAAGUUCAAAAUGCCCAAGUUCGGCAUGCCUUCCUUUGGCUGGUCCAGCAGCAGAGAGGCCAAGGGCACCGUGGCCGCCGAUGUGGACGUGAGCCUCAAGGAGCCCCAAGUGACGGCGCCCUCGGGAACCGCCGACGUUGAGGUGACCCUGCCCGGGGCCGAGAUCCAAGCUCCCGGCGUUGAGGUGACCAUUGAGACAGCCGCUGGUGGAGACGGGGAGAAAGGACGGUUCAAAAUGCCCGACGUCAAGAUGCCCAGCGUCAAGCUGCCCAAAGUCAAAGCGCCCCACGUGCAGGUCAGCCUGCCAAAGGGCGAGAUCUCCGUGCCCAAAGCCCAGGCCGAAAUCCCGGAGGGCGAGCUCACCCUGCACGGCCCCGACGCCGAAGGCAGCCUGGACGUGGCUGCCGGCAAAGUGGAGGGCAGCGGCAUGAAAAUACACAUGCCAAAAGUCAAGGUGCCCAGCGUGGCCUUCUCCAAGCCGACCGUCAAGGCUCCCAAAGUCGAGGCGGACGUCAGCCUGCCCAAAGUCGAGGCCAGCCUGCCAGAGGCAGAGGUCAAGGCUGGCGCCGUCGACAUCAGCAUCUCGGCGCCCGACAUCAAGCUGCCCUCCGUCGAAGGCUCCCUUGACCUCCAGGCACCCGAGGUAGACGUGAAAGUGCCCUCCGCCGAAGGCUCGCUCGACGGAGCCGAGCUGGAAGCCACGGGCCUCAAAGGGAAGUUUAAGAUGCCCAAGUUCGACAAGCCCAAAUUCGGAGUGCCGGCGCCCAAGGCGGAAGGGCCCGAAGGCGAGGUCAGCCUGCCCACCGCUGAGGUCGACCUGCCCUCUGGCACCGUGACGGUGGCAGGGGAAGGCCCUGCACUGGGCCUCAAAGCUGACGUUGCCGGUGCCAAGACCGAAGGGGCUGGCUGGAAGCUGGAAAAGCCCUCCCUCAAAAUGCCCAAAGCUGACAUCAAAGCUCCCAAGGUGGACAUCAGCCUGCCCUCCGUCGACGUCACCCUUCCGAAGGCCAGCGUCGAGCUGCAGGCGCCCGAGGCGGCGCUCGCCCUCGAAGGGGAAGCAAAAGCCCCAGAGAAGGAGGCCACGAAGGCCAAGGACGGCAAGUUCAAAAUGCCCAAGUUCGGCAUGCCUUCCUUUGGCUGGUCCAGCAGCAGAGAGGCCAAGGGCACCGUGGCCGCCGAUGUGGACGUGAGCCUCAAGGAGCCCCAAGUGACGGCGCCCUCGGGAACCGCCGACGUUGAGGUGACCCUGCCCGGGGCCGAGAUCCAAGCUCCCGGCGUUGAGGUGACCAUUGAGACAGCCGCUGGCGGAGACGGGGAGAAAGGACGGUUCAAAAUGCCCGACGUCAAGAUGCCCAGCGUCAAGCUGCCCAAAGUCAAAGCGCCCCACGUGCAGGUCAGCCUGCCAAAGGGCGAGAUCUCCGUGCCCAAAGCCCAGGCCGAAAUCCCGGAGGGCGAGCUCACCCUGCACGGCCCCGACGCCGAAGGCAGCCUGGACGUGGCUGCCGGCAAAGUGGAGGGCAGCGGCAUGAAAAUACACAUGCCAAAAGUCAAGGUGCCCAGCGUGGCCUUCUCCAAGCCGACCGUCAAGGCUCCCAAAGUCGAGGCGGACGUCAGCCUGCCCAAAGUCGAGGCCAGCCUGCCAGAGGCAGAGGUCAAGGCUGGCGCCGUCGACAUCAGCAUCUCGGCGCCCGACAUCAAGCUGCCCUCCGUCGAAGGCUCCCUUGACCUCCAGGCACCCGAGGUAGACGUGAAAGUGCCCUCCGCCGAAGGCUCGCUCGACGGAGCCGAGCUGGAAGCCACGGGCCUCAAAGGGAAGUUUAAGAUGCCCAAGUUCGACAAGCCCAAAUUCGGAGUGUCGGCGCCCAAGGCGGAAGGGCCCGAAGGCGAGGUCAGCCUGCCCACCGCUGAGGUCGACCUGCCCUCUGGCACCGUGACGGUGGCAGGGGAAGGCCCUGCACUGGGCCUCAAAGCUGACGUUGCCGGUGCCAAGACCGAAGGGGCUGGCUGGAAGCUGGAAAAGCCCUCCCUCAAAAUGCCCAAAGCUGACAUCAAAGCUCCCAAGGUGGACAUCAGCCUGCCCUCCGUCGACGUCACCCUUCCGAAGGCCAGCGUCGAGCUGCAGGCGCCCGAGGCGGCGCUCGCCCUCGAAGGGGAAGCAAAAGCCCCAGAGAAGGAGGCCACGAAGGCCAAGGACGGCAAGUUCAAAAUGCCCAAGUUCGGCAUGCCUUCCUUUGGCUGGUCCAGCAGCAGAGAGGCCAAGGGCACCGUGGCCGCCGAUGUGGACGUGAGCCUCAAGGAGCCCCAAGUGACGGCACCCUCGGGAACCGCCGACGUUGAGGUGACCCUGCCCGGGGCCGAGAUCCAAGCUCCCGGCGUUGAGGUGACCAUUGAGACAGCCGCUGGCGGAGACGGGGAGAAAGGACGGUUCAAAAUGCCCGACGUCAAGAUGCCCAGCGUCAAGCUGCCCAAAGUCAAAGCGCCCCACGUGCAGGUCAGCCUGCCAAAGGGUGAGAUCUCCGUGCCCAAAGCCCAGGCCGAAAUCCCGGAGGGCGAGCUCACCCUGCACGGCCCCGACGCCGAAGGCAGCCUGGACGUGGCUGCCGGCAAAGUGGAGGGCAGCGGCAUGAAAAUACACAUGCCAAAAGUCAAGGUGCCCAGCGUGGCCUUCUCCAAGCCGACCGUCAAGGCUCCCAAAGUCGAGGCGGACGUCAGCCUGCCCAAAGUCGAGGCCAGCCUGCCAGAGGCAGAGGUCAAGGCUGGCGCCGUCGACAUCAGCAUCUCGGCGCCCGACAUCAAGCUGCUCUCCGUGGAAGGCUCCCUUGACCUCCAGGCACCCGAGGUAGACGUGAAAGUGCCCUCCGCCGAAGGCUCGCUCGACGGAGCCGAGCUGGAAGCCACGGGCCUCAAAGGGAAGUUUAAGAUGCCCAAGUUCGACAAGCCCAAAUUCGGAGGGUCGGCGCUCAAGGCGGAAAGGCCCGAAGGCGAGGUCAGCCUGCCCACCGCUGAGGUCGACCUGCCCUCUGGCACCGUGACGGUGGCAGGGGAAGGCCCUGCACUGGGCCUCAAAGCUGACGUUGCCGGUGCCAAGACCGAAGGGGCUGGCUGGAAGCUGGAAAAGCCCUCCCUCAAAAUGCCCAAAGCUGACAUCAAAGCUCCCAAGGUGGACAUCAGCCUGCCCUCCGUCGACGUCACCCUUCCGAAGGCCAGCGUCGAGCUGCAGGCGCCCGAGGCGGCGCUCGCCCUCGAAGGGGAAGCAAAAGCCCCAGAGAAGGAGGCCACGAAGGCCAAGGACGGCAAGUUCAAAAUGCCCAAGUUCGGCAUGCCUUCCUUUGGCUGGUCCAGCAGCAGAGAGGCCAAGGGCACCGUGGCCGCCGAUGUGGACGUGAGCCUCAAGGAGCCCCAAGUGACGGCGCCCUCGGGAACCGCCGACGUUGAGGUGACCCUGCCCGGGGCCGAGAUCCAAGCUCCCGGCGUUGAGGUGACCAUUGAGACAGCCGCUGGUGGAGACGGGGAGAAAGGACGGUUCAAAAUGCCCGACGUCAAGAUGCCCAGCGUCAAGCUGCCCAAAGUCAAAGCGCCCCACGUGCAGGUCAGCCUGCCAAAGGGCGAGAUCUCCGUGCCCAAAGCCCAGGCCGAAAUCCCGGAGGGCGAGCUCACCCUGCACGGCCCCGACGCCGAAGGCAGCCUGGACGUGGCUGCCGGCAAAGUGGAGGGCAGCGGCAUGAAAAUACACAUGCCAAAAGUCAAGGUGCCCAGCGUGGCCUUCUCCAAGCCGACCGUCAAGGCUCCCAAAGUCGAGGCGGACGUCAGCCUGCCCAAAGUCGAGGCCAGCCUGCCAGAGGCAGAGGUCAAGGCUGGCGCCGUCGACAUCAGCAUCUCGGCGCCCGACAUCAAGCUGCCCUCCGUCGAAGGCUCCCUUGACCUCCAGGCACCCGAGGUAGACGUGAAAGUGCCCUCCGCCGAAGGCUCGCUCGACGGAGCCGAGCUGGAAGCCACGGGCCUCAAAGGGAAGUUUAAGAUGCCCAAGUUCGACAAGCCCAAAUUCGGAGUGUCGGCGCCCAAGGCGGAAGGGCCCGAAGGCGAGGUCAGCCUGCCCACCGCUGAGGUCGACCUGCCCUCUGGCACCGUGACGGUGGCAGGGGAAGGCCCUGCACUGGGCCUCAAAGCUGACGUUGCCGGUGCCAAGACCGAAGGGGCUGGCUGGAAGCUGGAAAAGCCCUCCCUCAAAAUGCCCAAAGCUGACAUCAAAGCUCCCAAGGUGGACAUCAGCCUGCCCUCCGUCGACGUCACCCUUCCGAAGGCCAGCGUCGAGCUGCAGGCGCCCGAGGCGGCGCUCGCCCUCGAAGGGGAAGCAAAAGCCCCAGAGAAGGAGGCCACGAAGGCCAAGGACGGCAAGUUCAAAAUGCCCAAGUUCGGCAUGCCUUCCUUUGGCUGGUCCAGCAGCAGAGAGGCCAAGGGCACCGUGGCCGCCGAUGUGGACGUGAGCCUCAAGGAGCCCCAAGUGACGGCGCCCUCGGGAACCGCCGACGUUGAGGUGACCCUGCCCGGGGCCGAGAUCCAAGCUCCCGGCGUUGAGGUGACCAUUGAGACAGCCGCUGGCGGAGACGGGGAGAAAGGACGGUUCAAAAUGCCCGACGUCAAGAUGCCCAGCGUCAAGCUGCCCAAAGUCAAAGCGCCCCACGUGCAGGUCAGCCUGCCAAAGGGCGAGAUCUCCGUGCCCAAAGCCCAGGCCGAAAUCCCGGAGGGCGAGCUCACCCUGCACGGCCCCGACGCCGAAGGCAGCCUGGACGUGGCUGCCGGCAAAGUGGAGGGCAGCGGCAUGAAAAUACACAUGCCAAAAGUCAAGGUGCCCAGCGUGGCCUUCUCCAAGCCGACCGUCAAGGCUCCCAAAGUCGAGGCGGACGUCAGCCUGCCCAAAGUCGAGGCCAGCCUGCCACAGGCAGAGGUCAAGGCUGGCGCCGUCGACAUCAGCAUCUCGGCGCCCGACAUCAAGCUGCCCUCCGUCGAAGGCUCCCUUGACCUCCAGGCACCCGAGGUAGACGUGAAAGUGCCCUCCGCCGAAGGCUCGCUCGACGGAGCCGAGCUGGAAGCCACGGGCCUCAAAGGGAAGUUUAAGAUGCCCAAGUUCGACAAGCCCAAAUUCGGAGUGUCGGCGCCCAAGGCGGAAGGGCCCGAAGGCGAGGUCAGCCUGCCCACCGCUGAGGUCGACCUGCCCUCUGGCACCGUGACGGUGGCAGGGGAAGGCCCUGCACUGGGCCUCAAAGCUGACGUUGCCGGUGCCAAGACCGAAGGGGCUGGCUGGAAGCUGGAAAAGCCCUCCCUCAAAAUGCCCAAAGCUGACAUCAAAGCUCCCAAGGUGGACAUCAGCCUGCCCUCCGUCGACGUCACCCUUCCGAAGGCCAGCGUCGAGCUGCAGGCGCCCGAGGCGGCGCUCGCCCUCGAAGGGGAAGCAAAAGCCCCAGAGAAGGAGGCCACGAAGGCCAAGGACGGCAAGUUCAAAAUGCCCAAGUUCGGCAUGCCUUCCUUUGGCUGGUCCAGCAGCAGAGAGGCCAAGGGCACCGUGGCCGCCGAUGUGGACGUGAGCCUCAAGGAGCCCCAAGUGACGGCACCCUCGGGAACCGCCGACGUUGAGGUGACCCUGCCCGGGGCCGAGAUCCAAGCUCCCGGCGUUGAGGUGACCAUUGAGACAGCCGCUGGCGGAGACGGGGAGAAAGGACGGUUCAAAAUGCCCGACGUCAAGAUGCCCAGCGUCAAGCUGCCCAAAGUCAAAGCGCCCCACGUGCAGGUCAGCCUGCCAAAGGGUGAGAUCUCCGUGCCCAAAGCCCAGGCCGAAAUCCCGGAGGGCGAGCUCACCCUGCACGGCCCCGACGCCGAAGGCAGCCUGGACGUGGCUGCCGGCAAAGUGGAGGGCAGCGGCAUGAAAAUACACAUGCCAAAAGUCAAGGUGCCCAGCGUGGCCUUCUCCAAGCCGACCGUCAAGGCUCCCAAAGUCGAGGCGGACGUCAGCCUGCCCAAAGUCGAGGCCAGCCUGCCAGAGGCAGAGGUCAAGGCUGGCGCCGUCGACAUCAGCAUCUCGGCGCCCGACAUCAAGCUGCUCUCCGUGGAAGGCUCCCUUGACCUCCAGGCACCCGAGGUAGACGUGAAAGUGCCCUCCGCCGAAGGCUCGCUCGACGGAGCCGAGCUGGAAGCCACGGGCCUCAAAGGGAAGUUUAAGAUGCCCAAGUUCGACAAGCCCAAAUUCGGAGUGUCGGCGCCCAAGGCGGAAAGGCCCGAAGGCGAGGUCAGCCUGCCCACCGCUGAGGUCGACCUGCCCUCUGGCACCGUGACGGUGGCAGGGGAAGGCCCUGCACUGGGCCUCAAAGCUGACGUUGCCGGUGCCAAGACCGAAGGGGCUGGCUGGAAGCUGGAAAAGCCCUCCCUCAAAAUGCCCAAAGCUGACAUCAAAGCUCCCAAGGUGGACAUCAGCCUGCCCUCCGUCGACGUCACCCUUCCGAAGGCCAGCGUCGAGCUGCAGGCGCCCGAGGCGGCGCUCGCCCUCGAAGGGGAAGCAAAAGCCCCAGAGAAGGAGGCCACGAAGGCCAAGGACGGCAAGUUCAAAAUGCCCAAGUUCGGCAUGCCUUCCUUUGGCUGGUCCAGCAGCAGAGAGGCCAAGGGCACCGUGGCCGCCGAUGUGGACGUGAGCCUCAAGGAGCCCCAAGUGACGGCGCCCUCGGGAACCGCCGACGUUGAGGUGACCCUGCCCGGGGCCGAGAUCCAAGCAUCUGGUAUUGAUGUUGGUCUUGGUACAUCCUCCGUGAAGGAGGAGGCUGUUGCUAAAACUAAGACUUCUUUAUUUAGAAUUCCUAAGGUUUCACUUCCUAAAAGUUCUAAGCAGCAUCUACAGAGUAAGUCUGUUAUGGAAGUUUCUGAAUCAGAAUCUAGUUGUUAUUCUGUAACAGAGGCAUCUCCUGCUGUGAUUUCUGGCAGUCUUGAUUCUAAUGUAUUUCCUGAUAUUAAGGCAGAUAAUGCUCCUAAAAGUAGUAAGUUUAGAAUUCCUAGCUUGGGUUUCUCAAAGGUUGAUAUUAGUUCUUCUAAAUUUGAGCAGGAUUCACCCUUAUCAAAGGGGGAUGUAACUCUUACUAAAUAUCAAAUGAAUAUUGAAGAAUCUGAAUCAAAAAUAUCAUCUCUUGCUGAUAUGAAUGUUUCAGUAACAGAUUUUGAAAUUUUGAAUGAAGAUGGUUCUUGGGAGGAAGGUAUUAUCAAGCCAGAAAUGAAAACAGCAACUGCUGAAAUAUGUCUUGGACACACAGAAUAUACAGUUAAAAUACCUAAAUUCCGAAAACCAAAAUUUGGAAUUUCUUGGUCUAAGGGAAAGCCAUCAGAAAGUGACAUUGUUUCCAAAGUGGAAUCUGAAAUUGGAAAGGAAAAGAUAACAUCUGAUAUGUUUGAUAUUGAUAUUGAAUAUCCAUCUCAGAUUCCUGAUGCAGAAUUAGGUGUCAAGUUACAAAAGCCUUCACCCGAAUGUGUUACGGAUGCAGCAAAGUUGGAUGUCAGUCUCCUAUCAACAGAAGAUACCUUGCCAGAAUUAGAAAUGGAAAUCCAUGGCCCAAAGUGCAAGACAGAACAGGAAUUAAUUUCAGGAGAGAAGGACACUGAGGAGAAAGAAAGCAAAUUUAAAAUGUCAAAAUUCAAACUACCUUCAUUUAGUUGGUCCCCAAAGAAAGAAGCUAUUGCUCCUUCUGAAGCUGAGGGACAUCUGGAAGAAUCCAAUGUGUCUAUUUCAUCCGGAGACACAGAAUCUAAGUUAACACUAAUUAUCCCUGAGAAUCAACACCUUCAUAUGGAAUUGGAUACAGCAACAGAAAAAGAUGGUGAAAAGGGAAAAAACAAGAAGUCCCAAUUUAUCAUGCCAAAGAUCUCACUCCCUAAAGUGAAGGGUCAAAAAGUCCAGGUCUCUCUGCCCAUACUAGAAACUGAUGUUUGUGAUCCCAAACAAGAAAAAGAUGGAGAUGUUUCAGUACAGGAAUCUGAGAAAGAGAGUAGUGGAGAAAGGGCAGAAAUGGGUGUAAAAAUGCCAAAAGUUCCAACUUUGGAAUUUUCCAAAUCAGAAGUCAAAGCUCCCAAAAUAGAAGUGGAUAUUAGCAUGUCUACAGGUGAGGUCAUACUUCCUGUAUGUGAACAAGAUGGCUUAACAUUGAAAUCAGCUGUUGAUGAUACCAGCCUCUCUACCUCAGAUACUAAGAUGAUAGCUAAAGGCUCCUUUGAGGUGAAGAGUUCUGAGACAAGUGCUGAAAGUGAAAUUGAUGUGGGGGGUGUAGAAAUAAAAGCCGAAGGUUCUGAAGGGAAAACAAAAUUGUCUAAAUUCCAAAUGCCAAAGUUUGGCAUGACACAUUCUAAACGGAAAGGGUCAGAAAAGGAGGUCAGCCAAUCCAAAUCAGAAGCCAUAGUUCCCCAACUAAAAGCAACGAUAGAAAUAUCUGAUGUUGCCAUGGAAGCACCGGAUUUGGAGGUGGAAUGUGGUGCAGGAACAGAAACAUCCAGCCCUAAAUUCAAAACAACCAAAACUGACAAUAAGGCACCAGAAGUUGAUGUUCACCUCCCAUCUGGUGACAUUUCUAUCCCAAAGACAGACAGUGAUAUUCAGGAUUCAGAUACAGCACUAAAAAUUAAAGAGGAAAUAAAGCAUGCAGAUGGGGAUGGAGAAGAGAAAGAAGGACAUUUCAAAAUGCCAAAAUUCAAACUUCCAUCCUUCAAUUGGUCCCCAAAGAAGGAAACAACUGUUAAGCCGGAUUCUGGAGCAAUUUUGGAAGAUAAUAAACUUGCUGCAAAGUCAGGCAGAAUAGACACAGAAGUGGGAGGAACUGCAACUGAUGAUCAAGGUCCUAAGACAGCCCUUGAUCUGGAAAUAUCUGCAGGAAAAGAUGAACAGAAAAGUCCAAUUAAAAAGCCUCAGUUUGUCAUGCCUAAAAUUUCACUUUCCAAGAUUAAGGUUCCCAAAUCGCAGACACACUCACCAAAAGUUGAAGCUGGUGCUACUAUUCCUAAAACACAAAAAGAUGGAGAUGAUUCAAUACAGAUACCUGAUAUAGAAAGAAGUCAUUCCAAAAGGACAGAAGAAGGGGCACAAAUCAGCAUAAAACCAGCUGCAGUUAAGAUCCCUACGUUGGAGUUUUCCGAAACAGAAAUUGGAGCCUCCCAGACUGACAAGGGAGUCAUCUCAGCAAAGACUGAUGCUGCUGUGCCUGCCUCAGAGGGGAGUUUUCAACAGGUUGUCCUAAAACCAAGUUCUGAUGAGGAUUUCAUUCAAAAAACAGGUAUUAAGUACUCCAAAGGAGAAACUGCAAUUGAACUGAGGAGCCCUGAAACAGCAACUGAAGGAUCAUUAGUUAUGGAUGAAAGAAAGAUGAAAGUGGAAGAUCCUGAUGGGAAGAUUAAAAUGCCCAAAUUCCAGAAGCCAAAGUUUGGUAUCUCCCUAACAAAAGGGAAAGGCCCAGAGUCAGAGAUCAGCUCUCCAAAAAUAGAAGCUGAGCUACCCCAGCUAAAAAUGACAACAGAAAUUGCUGACAUUGCUGUGGGAGUGCCAGCAUCAGAAUUUACAUCUGAUACACCAGAUCUUGGAUUAGGGAUUUAUGCUUGUAAAGCAAAAACACCUCAAGUUCUGACAGCUGGCAUUGAAGCUCCAAAGGUAGACAUAAGCCCCAAGUCAGUGUCUAAACCAAUGACAGAGGAAGAUACUGAGAGCCCUGAGGAGAAAGAAGUCAAAUUAAAAGAACAUGAAAUUAAAGCUGAAGAAGCUCAGACUGAAGAACAACAGGGAUGGUUUAAAAUGCCAAAAUUCAGAAUACCUGCAUUUGGCCGGACAUCCUUAAAGGAAAAAAAAGGUGAUGCUGAUGUUGAAAGAAGUCUGGAAAAAACUCAGGCAGGCAUUCCCUCUGCCAAAGUACAUACUGAAACAACUAUUCCUGAAGAUACCUUCUCAUUACCACAUGCGGUUGCUGAAAUUACUAUUGGAAAAGAAGGGAUUCAAAAAUCAGGAGAAUCUGUGAAGGGUUCUGGUGUUAGCUUGCCAAAGAUGGAAGGAGAUAUUUCAUUAUCUGCAGAAAGAACAGAUAGUAGAGUGAAUAUUCCAAAAACUGAAACAUAUGCAGACAUAGUUAAGCGUGGUGCUGAAGGACAAAAAAUGCACACUUCAGAAUUCAUAGUGUCUUCAACAGAAUUAUCUAAACCAGAAAUAAGUGCUUCAAAAAUUGACAGAGACAGCAGUUCACCAACUAAGCUCCCUAUAUGUACUCUGUCUCUUCAAGAGCAUAAAGUCAAAUCACAGGAUACAGAGAUCCCAAAGGUUGAAAGUACCACUGAACUAGAGGCUUCAAGUGCAGAAUUUAAAACAUCAUCAGCUGAAAUUGCUCUGGACGGAACACAGGACAGAGCAGACGUUAGUCUUUCAAAGGGAGAGAUAGACAUUCAAAAUCAAGGGGCAGUGAUUAAUACAGGAAAGAUAAAGACAGGUGAGAUGAAAAUUAUAGGAAAAGACAGUGAGUUAAAAUGGCCCAUGUGUGAAUGGUCUACAGCAAAUGUUGUCGCUAAGCUGGAAGAUAUAAAGGUAGAAGUUCCAGGUGUGAAAAUGGAUGUUAAAAUUGCCAGAGUAGAUCCUGAAAUGAAAUUUCAAGUGAAAAAAAGUGUUGAAAAGGACAUGUCUGCAAAUGUGGAAGAGCAAGUAGAAGACAGAGCAGAAACAAGUAAAAUUAAAGCAUACAAGUUUAAGAUUCCAAAGUUUGGAAUGUUGCACUCAGAAGUAAAGGGUUUAGAAGAUGAUAUCAAUUUGCCAACGUCAGAAGCUAUUUCAGUGUCUGAAACUGAAAUAGGCACAGCAGAAAUGCAGUUUCAAAAAUUGGAAGGAUCCAUUGGCCUGACAAGUCCAACUGAAGAUUAUAUGGACUCAUCCGCUAGAAUAACAGAGGAAACAAUGGACAAAUCACAAGAUGGUCCGGAAGUAAAUAUAAAAAUUCCCAAGCUAAAAAUACCGAGAUUCACUUUCAAAGCUCUCCCAACUGAAGCUGAUGUUUCAGUGUCAAAAGUAGUACUGGAUCAAAAAAGAACUAUUUCUGACAUUGAAGUGGUGCAUCUGCAAACAAGUUCUGCUGUCCCUGAAGAAACACCAGAGAUUCUAGAGGGCAAUAUUCAAAAAGCAAAAAGCAAAAUUCUAACUCUGACCGAACCUGACAUUAAAACAGCACAGAUGACUGCUACCAUAGAUUCCUCCCUUCCAAAUGUGGGGCAAGACAUUCAUUGGUCAUACGUAGAAGGCCAAGAAGUGAGUGAGAUAGUAGAACCUGAACAUGUUGCUAUUGAAAGGUGUGAAAUUUACACUACUGAGAUAGUGAAAGAAUCAGAGAUUCUUUCAUCUGAAGUUAAAACUGCUACUUUGGGAUUUUCAUUGCUCAAGGUGAAGUUGCCUGAAUCACAUAGUGACUUAGAAGUGCUAGUCCAGCAGCCAUCUUCAGUGGAGGAUGCAUCAAUGAAAUGUUCUGGUGAAAGCUUUGGAGCAGAUGUACAGAGGCCUGGCAGUCUUGAGAUUAAACCAUGUGAUAAACCUCACAGUGAGACUGAAGAAUCUAGUAGAGUGGUAGGUUUGCCAAAGUUAAAAACAUUUACCGUUGAAGUAAAGCCCUCUGGUAAACCUGAGGAGAGUCAUCCUGAUAAGUCACCAGAGGAAAUAACUGCAGCUCCUCUCUCUAAAGAUGAGGAUGUAGCUGAAGCACUAGAAGAUGAGGAAAAAUACAUAACUAACGAAAAAGAAAAGACUGAUAGUAAAAGAUCUCCUGGAAGAUUCAAAUUUUGGCUUCCAAGUAUUGGCUUUUCAUCUUCUGGUGAUGAAACAAGCUCAGAUUCAAAAACAGAAGUAAAAAAAAUAGAAGAAAUGAAACCAGAAGAUAUGAAACCAGGUGACACAUCAGUUAGUGAUUCUUCUAAGCAAACAGAAAAAACUGGAUGGUUUAGAUUUCCCAAGCUUGGUUUCUCGUCUCCUUCCAAAAAAGCUAAGACUGUUGACAAAGAAGAGAUAGGUCAUAAAGAGAGAAGAAUCUCAGAUGAAGAUAGCCCAUCAGAUAAACCUGAAGUAUUUUUUGAUGCACAAGAAACCUUAUCACCUAAAGAAGCAACAGAGGGUGAAAAAGUUGAAAUUGAUGGGACCUCAUCUAAUGUUCCAGUUUCUCGAACUAUCGUUACAUCUUCAGCAAGGACUGAACUAAUCUUGUUGGAGGAAGAAAAAGAUAGUCAAUCUAAUAUUUCUGGAGAUACAACCAAAUGAAGAUUGUCUUCUCUCAACACCCUCAGUGAAAAUAAAAUAAUCUACACAGAAAUCAAAAAAAAGAGAGAGAAAAAGAGAAAAAAUGUUUUCCUGAUUUUCCAGUAGUCAAAAAUUGAACAAAACUCAAAGUUGAUAUUUAUGAAAACUGUUGACUGAACAGGAUUUACCACAUCUAAAUUUUCAUACACAUGAAUGUGCUGUACUGUGCAGUAAUAAAAAUACUAUUUUAUCCAAAUCUGCCCCAAAGGCAACAACUACUACAGAUACAGGGAAGUUCAUAGUUUUAAUAAAGUCUGAGGAGAUACCUGAACCAUGAAAGUAAACUAUUGAAAAGACUCAAUGACAACAUAAGAACUUGUUAAAUAUGCUUCUCAAAACAAUGCCAGUUAUGAUUAGAUUAUAGAUUAUUUGCAAACAGAGUAUAAACUAGUACUAUGAGAAUUAUACUUACCUGUUUAGAUUUUGGACAUUUCUGACCUAUUUUUGCUUUCUUACUAAACUAUCUUUCUUUAUUUCAGCUAAGGUAAUGCAUAUAUUCCACAGUCAUUUAAAAAUGCAAAAUGAAAACAAAAUACUAGUGUAGAGAGACUAAGUCUUUACCCCUUCCUCUCUUCUCAUUUUUUGGUUACUGUGGUGGGUCAUAUUUAGCCAUAAAAGGUCAAAAAUAAAUCAAUAAAUUCAAGACCAAAAAAAUUAAUUCACAUUUUUAAGGUACCAAAAUAAAACAUGGUGGUAAAGAAUAAUUAUAAAAAUUUGGAUAAAUAAAUUUUUAUGUGUAUAUUUACUGGAUAGAUAAAUGCACAGAAUGAUCUGCCACAUUUUGGUGGAAUUGCUUCAAAGAUUUUCUGGGAAAGGAGAUGUAUAUAAUUAUUUACCUCUUUGUUUAUAUUAAUGCUUCUCUCAAGUGCACAGCCAAAACCAGAGUGCAUAUGUGACAGCCUUCAUAUGUAUCAUUAAAACACUGUCUGUAUUCUUAAUUCACAAUAAACUCACCAUAUGAAAAAUAAAACAAGUAACA